CUACAAAGUACCAGCUGUGUUCCGGAAUAGUACUCAUUUAAAGUCAACCCUGAUGCAGGCAUGAUUUCUCCAUUUAUUCCUCAUGUAAUACUCGCUGGACUUGUGGGAAUUCAGUGUGGCAGUACUGACAUAAGUAAAGUGUCAGUCAAGGUUGGAGGCUCCAUCUCUAUUCCAUGUCUCUAUGAGCCGAACUAUACAGACCAUGAAAAAUACUUGUGUAGCGGAAUGCCGUGGUUGUUCUGCUCCAUUAAAGUCAGAACAAACAGGCCACAAAAUUCAGGAAAGUUUUCAAUCGCCGAUGACACAAACCAAACAGUUUUCACUGUGACUAUUAAUGAUGUGACGCAGGAGAACGAUGGUAACUGGUGGUGUGCUGUGGAUAGAAGAUUUAGUGAUAUAAAAAAAAAAAUUCAGCUGUCAGUCACCAAAGGUAAAAUCCAUAUUCCCUUAAAAUGUCGCAGGUAAUACAGUCUGACCAUGCUUGAUUUCUAUGGUGCUCUUUGUUUUUCCAAGAUGAGCCAAUUCUAUACGUGGACAAGCAGGAAGUUGAGGCAUUCGAAGGAGGAAGUGUGACUGUCGUUUGUUACUAUAAAAGUCAAAAAGUAACAGGGUGGUGCAGGCUGGGUAACCCCAGGUGCGUGACACGUCAGACUGGAUCAAUUAGUGGAGCGACAGUGACCAUCAAUGCAAGUCUCCCACAAGUUUUCAAUGUGACCAUGAGUGACCUGAGGACAGAGAGCAGCGGCUGGUAUUUUUGCACUGAUGGACAAUUGCAGAUCCCAGUGAAUGUAAUUGUUCAUGAAUCAACCUCAGCCACUACAACAGCAACUACAAUGAGCCCCAGUGUAUCAAGUGCACUUCCAACCAGUAUUCAGCACUCCUCCCUGCUUACCAGUGCAGAGCCACUCACAGCUCAGGCCACAGACUCCACCACAAAUGACUCAGGCGAAGAUGAACACAGGAGUUCCACUCUGAUCACCACCCUCGUCGUACUGCUGUUGCUCAUUCCUGCUGCCUUUCUGGGAUGGUGGAUGAUAAGACGUCGUAAGAGCAAACCUGGGGGGUCUGACAUCCCCGCGUGCUUACAAACUGGGAGUGAUCCUGACAUGCACUACUCCACCAUUGUUCAUAACAAGGACGUGGCAGCCCAGAAGAAGCAGGACUGCACACCUGAGGAGAGUGUGAUGUACAGUACCAUUGUCAGGAGGGACACUGUGCAACAAAUGACUGAACCAGCAGACGUUAGUGUGAUCUACAGCACAAUCGUUAAAAAAAAAUGACCGACGUACCAACUUUCUGAUGUAGGCUUUGUGUCUCCGUCAUUCCGAAUAAAUCAAUUCACCUGCAGUCUGCAUCAAUAUUAGUGACUCUCGGACACUGGUGUUAUUUUGUACAAAUCUACAAACAUACAGUUUAACUAUUUGCCUGUACACUAUUUUUCCACGCUAGCACAUGCUUAAAAGUCAAGAACUCAGGAAAUGCACCUUGGUGCCAUGUUGAGACAAAUAAAAGGUGUGAUGAAGGAAAGUUGUCAGUGUGGCUUUGACACAUACGUGCAACACCUUCAAAGUGUCUGAUGGUGCAAGAACAAUGUUAAAAUGUGAACCAGAAGCAGGGAAGUGGUAUUGUGGCUAAAAUGGUUGACAUCUUACCAUCUAAGGCUACAGUAUGAUGAUUAAGGGAGAAGUUCAUUUUUCAUUCACUUAACGAGAUCCUUUGCAAUUUGCCCACUAACGGUAUAUCUGAUCAUCUCACUGUUUAUCAAUAGCAUCCAGUGGAUCUGAUAUUUGAUCCAGGGUUGUUUUAUAAUAUUUGUCAUAAUCCAUUGCUGGCACAUUCAAUUAUUGCAUCAAAUAAAUGAAAAUAAUUCAGCUUGUUUUUGAGUGUCAUCUGUCUUCAGGCAAAUAAAAGAUGAAAUUGAAAUACUUACCCAUAAUCAGAAGUAUUUUUAGAUUUACAGAUUUAAAAAAUAUAUAUGUCAUUAAUGUGUUCAUUAAGUGCUUUGUAACUCAGGUUUCACACAGCUUUACUUGCUUACUAUGUACAAAUAGUCCGGUGGCCAAUACAAAAUGGAGCUCUAUGACUGUGCUUUGCCAUAGAAACCAAAUUAAAUGCCUUAAAAGGAGGAGGAAGGAAGAAAUUUAACAGUUGCUAUUGCUUGUUUGGUAAACCAGGAAGUAGAUAAUAAGACAAUGCACAGGCAUUGCAUGUUCAUUUGCCACACCCUGUGCUCUCUUGGCGCCAUGGCUGUUCAUCUCAGAGUUCUUUUCAUCGUCACAGGACUUGCAGGUCAGUCACAGGGGUCGCUUUAUUUUUACAGAUGAUUAGUCCUAUAGUCAUGUCAGAUGAACAAAGCAUGGGUAAUUAAAUAUACCUGAAUUUUUUUUUAUAUCUAAAUGUGAUUCAGAUGAGUGGGAUGAGUGACAGCAGAGAGAAUUAUGUCUACUCCAAAACAAUAAAGAUUUUCAGUGGGCAGGUAAUAUAAAAGAAGAAUACUGUUUGCUAUAACUGUAGUAAAUGAUGUAUUUGUUGUUGUUGCAGGAAUUCACAGCAUAACUACAGUCAGCAAAGUGUCAGUGAAGGCUGGAGGUUCAGUCUCUAUCCCAUGUCUCUAUGGC
Molecule: messenger RNA, 2618 nt
Organism: Acanthopagrus latus (yellowfin seabream)
Lineage: Eukaryota; Metazoa; Chordata; Actinopteri; Spariformes; Sparidae
Product: CMRF35-like molecule 1
Exons: 8
Coding region: 717-1280 (187 amino acids)
Cellular component (GO): plasma membrane
Molecular function (GO): transmembrane signaling receptor activity
Source: RefSeq, a predicted model, not a curated record